Molecule: messenger RNA, 494 nt
Organism: Pseudomassariella vexata
Lineage: Eukaryota; Fungi; Ascomycota; Sordariomycetes; Amphisphaeriales; Pseudomassariaceae
Exons: 1
Coding region: 124-399 (91 amino acids)
Source: RefSeq, a predicted model, not a curated record
GCGCUUCGGCCAAUCGAGGAAACACGCACCACACACUCGUCUGCAUCCCCGAUUCUCGAUCGUGUGUCACCGCUGCAUAAACACGAGAUACGGUACCAUCGAGUUUAUGCCAAUGCUCGAUUUAUGAGCCCGGGUAUCGCAAGCAUAAGGUUGCGCAAACAUGCAAAUGGUCGUUGCAGCGUGGAUGGUGAUGGAUACGAGGGUGCAUUGCGAGUAUUGUGGGGUGUUGGCUGGAAGUUCAAGGCCCACGAGAUCGACGAGGCAAACUCGCGAGAUACAGCUCCUUGGCCGGCCUGCAUGUCAAUCAACCCGAUGAUGGAUGAAUAUGUGAAGGAGCAAGCGGUGAAGCGGUGGAUGGCGAUUGAAAGAAAAGCUUAUUUUCUCAGCAUUCGAGGCUAAUCGGUCCUAUAUGCUGGACAAUGGUGUUUGAGCUACUAACAACUCACUCCAGGAUCUGGUUGUCGUCUGCAUACUUGUAUUGAAGUAAUUGCUUC